Messenger RNA from Kluyveromyces lactis, 1614 nucleotides. RefSeq names its product tRNA (uracil) methyltransferase (gene TRM44). The transcript has a single exon. Gene Ontology annotation, biological process: tRNA methylation. Lineage: Eukaryota; Fungi; Ascomycota; Saccharomycetes; Saccharomycetales; Saccharomycetaceae. Gene Ontology annotation, molecular function: tRNA (uridine) methyltransferase activity. The record is from RefSeq and is a predicted model, not a curated record. The coding region runs from base 1 to 1614 and encodes 537 amino acids.
AUGACCUCGAAUACGCUUCAUUAUACCGUGGAGAAAUCCAGUAUUUUGGGACCAGAAUGGCAAUCUUUAUAUUCGACAGCGGAACCUGUCGACUUCGAUAAAUCACAUUUCGAACAAGCUAUGCUAAAUGUGAUAAGGCAGCCUAAUGUAAACUCGACUGUUAUUCUACGUGCAGAUAUGCUUAUAGACAAUGAAUACGACUUAGAGUCUGGUUCAUGUGUGAAAUCAGAGAAGAAAGACAUCGCGUUGGGAAGCGAUGAGGGUAUAUUGAAAGUAAACAUCGAUGAUCUAGCACCGAGAUCUGUACCGAUAGCGUUGGCUGAUGUUACCACAAAGUUCCAAUUUGUUAGGAGGAUUGUUCCGAGGAAUCCAUUCAAGGAUGCUAUCAUUAAUCAGACGUGUUUGGUUAUGAAUUCCAACUCAGAUGCUUCAACCUCUUUAGUAAUUUACAUCCCACAUUUUGAUAAUGCUGAGUUAUGUCCGUUUUAUAUCCCACAAGUGGCUGCAGUAGGGAUUCUAUUGCAUGAUCACCAGCUAUCGGUGCAUUAUAUCCCUUUCGCAGGGCAAAAAGAGCUUCUUUUCGAUCCAAAACAACGGGUGGUAAGAACUGCUUUCAGGUUAUUACAAACAGCAUACAAGCAUUCGAAAGGUGUCAAAGAUGGGUAUGCGAAACGGGUAAUGCAUGACGUUGUCGUGGAUAAAGUGUUGUUCCAGGACCAGUAUAUCCAUUUGAAGAAGAAAUACUCAAAGUUCUUGGUGGAUAACUGGGCGGAAAGUACUGAUCCAAAGAAACAUGUCUUUGAAGAUAUCGCCAUUGCAGCUUUCUUGAUAGAACUGUGGAAGAAAAUAUAUGGUGCAGAGAAUACAACGAAUAAGAUGCAAUUCAGAGACUUAGGGUGCGGUAAUGGUGUGCUUUGUUACAUUUUGAUUCAAGAAGGCUUCAAAGGGUUGGGGAUCGAUGCAAGACAAAGAAAAUCUUGGUCAAUAUACCCUGCUGAAGUGAAAAGAUGUUUGAAGGAACAAGUCAUCAUUCCUUCUGUGUUGCUAAGACCUCAUCCAACGAUGAAACUACAUGCCCCACAUCUUCAACACAACGGUAGAUUUUUCCCGAUGCAACUUGUGUCACCUCAAUUAAUUGCGCCUGCCACCGUAAUGUACUCAUCUGCAGAUUUACUUCAAUCUCCUCAGGUUAACAUAGCAGAAUUCCCACCGGAUACCUUCAUCAUAGGUAACCAUAGCGAUGAACUAACCUGCUGGAUUCCCUUGCUAGGCUACCCAUUCAUGGUGAUUCCAUGCUGUUCCCAUAACCUAAGUGGGAAUAGAAUAAGAUAUGCUGUGCGCGACGUUGAGAGAGCGAAGAAACUUGGAAAUAGUACCUAUCAGGGUCUCGUGGAUAGGGUAGAAUAUCUAGCAGACAGAGUUGGGUGGAAAACUGAAAAGGAGAUGCUACGUAUUCCAAGUACAAGAAAUGCAGCUAUCAUUGGUUACAAGAACGAUAAGCUCAACGAAUUUCCUACAGAUGAAAUAUACUCGAUUUUAAUGGAAGAAGGUGGUGCGGACGGAUGGGUUGCUAAUACCAUGAACCUAAUGAAAAGUAAUCCACGAGGCCACUAA